Messenger RNA from Sorex fumeus (smoky shrew), 2725 nucleotides. It is a transcript of the gene EZR, whose product is annotated as ezrin. Gene Ontology annotation, cellular component: cytoskeleton; filopodium; microvillus. NCBI's taxonomy places the organism in Eukaryota, Metazoa, Chordata, Mammalia, Eulipotyphla, Soricidae. The transcript is spliced from 13 exons. Bases 99 to 1859 code for a protein of 586 amino acids. Gene Ontology annotation, biological process: regulation of organelle assembly; positive regulation of protein localization to early endosome; regulation of cell shape. Gene Ontology annotation, molecular function: actin binding; cell adhesion molecule binding. The record is from RefSeq and is a predicted model, not a curated record.
GCCCAGGCCGCGCGCUCAGGUCCGCUGUGCCCCCAGGUGCGAGCACUGCCCCGCGAGGAGAAGAGCGUCCGGGAAGGAGGAAUCCGCCGGGAGCCGAGAUGCCGAAGCCGAUCAAUGUCCGGGUCACGUCCAUGGACGCGGAGCUGGAGUUCGCCAUCCAGCCCAACACCACCGGCAAACAGCUGUUUGACCAGGUGGUGAAGACCAUCGGCCUCCGUGAAGUGUGGUACUUCGGCCUCCACUAUGUGGAUAACAAAGGCUUUCCCACCUGGCUGAAGCUUGAUAAAAAGGUGUCUGCCCAGGAGAUGAAAAAGGAGAACCCACUCCAGUUCAAGUUCCGUGCCAAGUUCUACCCCGAGGACGUGUCGGAGGAGCUCAUCCAGGACAUCACGCAGAAGCUCUUCUUCCUGCAAGUGAAGGAGGGCAUCCUCAGCGACGAGAUCUACUGCCCGCCCGAGACGGCCGUGCUGCUGGGCUCCUACGCCGUCCAGGCCAAGUUCGGAGACUACAGCAAGGACACACACAAGGCCGGCUACCUCAACUCCGAGCGGCUCAUCCCGCAGAGAGUCAUGGACCAGCACAAGCUCACCAGGGAACAGUGGGAGGACCGCAUCCAGGUGUGGCACGCCGAGCACCGCGGGAUGCUCAAAGACAGCGCCAUGCUGGAGUAUCUGAAGAUCGCCCAGGACCUGGAGAUGUACGGAAUCAACUAUUUCGAGAUCAAGAACAAGAAAGGCACGGACCUGUGGCUGGGCGUGGACGCCCUGGGGCUGAACAUCUACGAGAAAGAUGACAAGCUGACCCCGAAGAUCGGCUUCCCCUGGAGUGAGAUCAGGAACAUCUCCUUCAGCGACAAGAAGUUCGUCAUCAAGCCCAUUGACAAGAAGGCGCCGGACUUUGUCUUCUACGCCCCCCGCCUGCGCAUCAACAAGCGCAUCCUGCAGCUGUGCAUGGGCAACCACGAGCUGUACAUGCGCCGCCGGAAGCCCGACACCAUCGAGGUGCAGCAGAUGAAGGCCCAGGCCCGCGAGGAGAAGCACCAGAAGCAGCUGGAGCGGCAGAUGCUGGAGACUGAGAAGAAGAGGCGCGAGAUUGUGGAGAAGGAGAAGGAGCAGAUGCUGCGGGAGAAGGAGGAGCUGAUGCUGCGGCUCCAGGACUACGAGCAGAAAACCAAGAAAGCUGAGAAAGAGCUCUCGGACCAGAUCGAGCGGGCCAUGAAGCUGGAGGAGGAGCGGCGACGUGCCCAGGAGGAGGCCGAGCGCCUGGAGGCUGACCGCAUGGAAGCCCUGCGUGCCAAGGAGGAGCUGGAGCGGCAGACGGUGGACCAGAUCAAGAGCCAGGAGCAGCUGGCUGCCGAGCUGGCCGAGUACACCGCCAAGAUCGCGCUCCUGGAGGAGGCACGGAGGCGCAAGGAGGAUGAGGUGGAGGAAUGGCAGCACCGGGCCAAGGAGGCUCAGGAUGACCUGGUGAAGACCAAGGAGGAGCUGCACCUGGUGAUGACCGCGCCGCCGCCGCCUCCACCCGCCUCCUACGAGCCCGUCAACUUCCACGUGCAGGAGAACCCGCAGGAGGACGACGCGGAGUACACGGGCUACAGCGCCGAGCUGUCCAGCGAGGGCAUCCUGGACCACCGCAACGAGGAGAAGCGGGUCACCGAGGCCGAGAAGAACGAGCGCGUGCAGCGGCAGCUGAAGACCCUGAGCAGCGAGCUGUCCCAGGCCAGAAACGAGAACAUGAAGACCCACAACGACAUCAUCCACACCGAGAACAUGCGGCAAGGCCGGGACAAGUACAAGACGCUGCGGCAGAUCCGGCAGGGCAACACCAAGCAGCGCAUCGAUGAGUUCGAGGCCAUGUGAGGCCGUGGGCGCAGACUGGAGCCCGGCUGCGUAGUUCCCCGAUCUAGACCCCCCGCUCACCUUCCAGUUCCUUUAAGAAGUAGUUAUUUCAGGGGGAAUAUUCUGGGGCCGGGGACCGCUGAAGGCUCCCUGGUUUAUCUUUCCCAAUUGUAUCGAGUGCCAAACAGGCCUGAUUAUUAUUAUUAUUAUUAUUGUUAUUGUUAUUACUGAAUCACUUCCUGUUUUGCGUUUGGAACCUGAUCAACUGAAUCCUGACUGACCAGAAAGAAAGAAACCUAGCGGACAAGAGAGAUCUACCAGAAAACAAAGGGACCUACCAGAAAAGAAUGGGAUCUACCAGAAAAGAAUGGGAUCUACCAGAAAAGAAUGGGACCUAGCAGAAAAGAAAGAGGCCUACCAGAAAGAAAGUCUACUGAGUUCGCGUCAGACUUGACGUUGGCACCUGUGGUGGCUUCGGAUGAUUAAAGAUCACCACAUCGUGGCCUGUCCUCUGUGCCAUAUUUCUCAUGCUGUCUACCAUGCGUUCAGAUUAAUUCAUAUUGAUUCCUUGGAAGCAUCCACCUCUUUUGGCGGAGAGGGGUGAGAUUUAGUGUGAAGACGGACGGAAGCACUCUUAGACCCAUAUACGCACUGUUCCCAUGCCCUACCGGGACCCUGCCCGGUCCAUGUUGGCCGCACCCGCUCCCCAGAGAUCGGAUUGGUUUGUCUUUCAUGCUGCGAGCGAUGCCUAAUCAGCGAUCAUCUAUUGAGAGGAGUAUUUAUACGGGAGAGAUAAAAUGUGUUUGUAACAUUGGCCUUAUAAAGGGAAAAUUUUGUUCUGUAUAUUUUGUUACCUUUUACAGAAUAAUAAAACUCAUGAAUAUGGA